UAGGCCGCUGCUUUCCCCGUCCGCAGACCCGCACCCAUCCGCUCUUCUUCUUCCGCACCCCUCCCUACCCUACCGCAAAUCUCCACCCGGCCUGUUCCCAGUUCCCACCCCCAGACGGGCAAAUCCACUUCUUCUCUCCUCCACUUUCUCCUCUUCCCAAAUCUAUUCUCCCAAAGUACCUCAACGGAAUCGAGUUUCCUUGGGCCAAAUCGCGACCCAAGCAGCCAGAUCAGCAAAUCCAUGGCGGCCGCCGCCGCCGCCGCUGCUUGGGGAGAUCCUAUUUGCGCAGUGCCACCCGUGGACGCUAGGCGCGUGUUGCUGAAGGUCACCUUCUAGUCGGACCGGGGGCGCUGUGCGUUUGCUGGGCACGCCGUUGGUUCUUGUCUGGGUCGCAGCCAUGGCUGUACGGAUCUAAGUCUCCGCCGUAUAAAAGUCUCCGCUGUAUGGACUCCGAAGGGAACGCGGCAGACUGAUGGCAGAACAAAAUUUUGAAUAUAUAAUAAAAUAAUAAGGGCUAGAUAGAGCAGAUUGAAGGCAGUCAGGAUUAAUAAGGACGAAUAUAUGAACCAGUCUGGAUAGAGCAGAUUGAAGGCAGUCAGGAUUAAUAAGGGCUGAUAUAUGAACCAGUCGAUCUCCAAACGACACCGUCCAGUGGCACCGGAGGUCGGUGGUGGCAGCAUGAUUCCAGAUGAGGUGCUGCUGUUCGAGAUCCUGGUGCGCCUUCCUGUGAAGUCCCUUGUGCGCUUCAAAUCUGUUUGCAAGGCGUGGUGCGCCACCAUAGCCAGCGCUCAUUUCGUCCGCCUGCACUUGGAACUUGCAAGAGCUAGAAGCUCAUCAUCCAUGGUCAUAGUCCCUCGGAAGGAGCAGCCGAGACCGACAAAGCUGGCCUCUGUUUGCGUCCACAUCUUCAGCUUCCAGCCAGCACGGCAAAGCAAUGUCGCCAAGCUCAUUAUGAAGAGCAAGCCUCGUCCUGGUGGCAUCCCACAUUUCACCAUCCCCCUGCACUGCGAUGGACUGAUUCUGAUCCCCAGCGUUACAGGGCACAUAUUUGUGUGCAACCCGGCCACCAAGGAGUUUGUUGAGUUGCCACGGGGCACCCGGAAUGUGGCAUUGGACCAAAGGGUCGCCUUCGGCUUUGAUCCUUCCAGUGGUACGUAUAAGGUGGCUAGGCACUUCUUGCGCUCAUACAGUGAAGGGCAAAAACGUACAGAAUACGAUGUUGGACAUGAGGUCUUGACGCUUGGCGAUGGCAUAGAGACGUUGGAAUGGAAAGCAACCAUUGAUCCACCUUACCCUAUCAAGGGCAGGACUCCUAUUUGCUUGCCAGGAUUCUUCUAUUGGAGUGCAGUCCAGUCUGUGGCUGACGACGCUGACCACAGCAAGCUCGACACAGAUGUUAUCCUCCGAUUCAGCAUGCGCGAUGAUACGUUCACUGUGCACCCCAAUCCUCCAUGCAGGAGCUACCUAAGUACAAAUGACCUUCUGUGUGAGCUAAGUGGCAAUCUGUGCUAUGUCCACUCCCCCUCCUCUCGCGAAGUCUCCAUUUGGUUAGCACAAGAUGGACAAAACAUAAUAACAUGGUCACUACGUUGUCGUGUCAAUCUGCCCGUACCAAGGCUUCUUCGUGUUUAUGCUUGUGCUUCAGCUGAUCAAGGCACAAUAUUCCUCUCUGUGGAUGCUCUUCACCUUUUGAAGUGCAACCUCCAUGAUGGAUCUCUUGAAACAGUGGUCAGUAUGCCAUUUAACUUGGUGUAUGUUCACGGGAAAGGGGUAAAUUUUAUCUAUCAGGGACACCCUUUUUCGCAUUACAUGGUGCCAUAUGUGGAAUCUUUGCUACGGAUUGGACCAUGCUAAUGUUAUUAAUACCAAGUUGGUUAGGGUCCUUGCGGUGGGAUUUAUCCACCCGGAUUGAAGUCUUAGCAGCCUGGGAAUGGGAACAUGAUUCUCGUUCCUGUUCUCAUGUUCCACAUUCCAGGAAUGUAGACGUUCCUGAAACGCCAAUGUUCCCGUUAGGUUGAGUGUGUGUACGCGUUGAACGUCUGCAUCUAUACUUGUGUAAUUCACAAAAAUAAAUAAAAGAAAGGGUAUGCUUGAAUGCGGCUUGUAUGUUAUCAAUAGAUGUGGGUGUGUUGUAAGCUGUUUGUAACAAAAUUACUAUCCUCUUUUUUCGGCAAACAACAAUUAAUUCAUAUGUGUUCUCUCUCUUUGUCAAUGUUGACACGAGCAACGCUGUAGCACCUGAUUCACCGGAUGUGUUGUAUGAUGCCGAAUCAGUAGUCCAAGUGGAUGCCACUUUUGGAGUGAGAUGUGCAGCACCCUGAAAAUCAUGGAGUAUAUCAUUCAAUAAAUCAUCCUUCACACCAGGUUGUAGCUACAUGACUUUGAGGGCAGUGGCGGAGCUUGGACCUAAAUCCAGCAGGAGCCAAUCAUUAAAGAACAAGGUUAAUCUUUAGUUUUUAUCAAGCCAGAAUGGCUGCAACUAAUGCAGUUUAUGCAAGUUUAGGGGUGGCCAUGGCCCCUAUUGGCCUGUGAGAAGCUCCACCAUGUUUGAGGGUAGGGUCUGCAACACCACAAAAAUCAUGGAGUGUACCUUUCUUAGGUUCAUCUUACACAACAGAAUGCGAUGAGUCCUUAAAGCCAGCAGUUGGCAUGACAUUUGAGGAUAUUGAAUCAGCCAUAGAGUUCUACGAAGCCUAUGCUGCACAUAUUGGGUUUCCGGUACGUGUUGGUCAGCACAAGCAAAGAAUGGAUUGCUGAUAAAUAAGUGUUUUAUUGCUCGAGGGAAGGGUUCCGUAAGUCUAAAGAUGAGAUGCAAUCCGAACCUGUGCACAGCGGGAGAAGGAAGUGUAAAAAAAAUCACUCGAUGUGGCUGCCUGCAAUUGUUGCUAUCAAAUUGACAAAGGAAAGUGCAUUGUGGUCCAUUUGGAAGUCUCGCAAGAAGAUUGUGACAUCGCCAGUAGCGCUGAUCUACAAGAUGCUGAUGCUGAGCAAGUCUUGGCGUCCUCUGUUGAAGCCGAAGCUGAUUCCAAUGGCGGAUGAGAUGAUGAAUUUGAUUUCGGCGAAAGCUGCUUCUGCGAUAUAGUUUCUGUCUUAGUAGAGUUCUUUGUCUCGUUUAGCUGCUUUUGCUGAACCUUUUAUAGCUUUUAGUUGCUUUUGUCGAGCUUUUAGUUGUGGUUGUUUUGGGCCCUCUGUUUUGUAAACUGGAAUCCCCAGUGCCGGAUCAAGGUGUUCGUUACGCUUUCUUAUAAAGUUGGGUGAAAGCCUUUGAUCUAAAA
Sorghum bicolor (sorghum) is the source of this 3275-nucleotide messenger RNA. RefSeq names its product putative F-box protein At2g02030. The coding region runs from base 619 to 1854 and encodes 411 amino acids. The record is from RefSeq and is a predicted model, not a curated record. The transcript has 6 exons. Gene Ontology annotation, molecular function: protein binding. Lineage: Eukaryota; Viridiplantae; Streptophyta; Magnoliopsida; Poales; Poaceae.